Molecule: messenger RNA, 805 nt
Organism: Pseudo-nitzschia multistriata
Lineage: Eukaryota; Bacillariophyta; Bacillariophyceae; Bacillariales; Bacillariaceae
Source: the annotation of a GenBank genome assembly
CUCUGUACGAGCCAAAACAAACGCAGGGGGUUAAUUCUAACGACGAACGAUAGGUGCAACACAACAGUGCUCGUACUCAUACUUGCACAAAUUCUAGAGCAGCAGAUCAACACAAUCACACUUCGCAUCAUGUUUUCCCUAAACAAGAACAUUCGAGCGUUCCUACCGGUCUUGUGCCUUCUCCUCCUUUCGAUCCAGGGGAUUGAAUCCUUCGAGGUCGGGUCGAGAGCGAUCAAGAGAAGCCCAUCAGCAGCAAGAGUUCCUUCGAAUCAAUUGUCGAACCGAGCGGAACCCCUAUCGAUAUUGAACGCAAAGAAGAAAAAAACUGUCGAGGAGAAGACGGAAAAAGAGGAGAGGAGUGGGUUCGGAUUGUUCCUUGUGUACAUGACGCCGUGGAGGAAUCCCAACUCKAUUUUCGUGUACAUGUUCGGAGUCCUCUACUGCCUCGGCAAGUACAGCGAAGCCCAGUCGAUUGCCAGGGAUGCCGGUGUUUUGUAAGACAAUGAUCGUCGCCCAGGAUUUUUUUCAGAGGUAUCCCUCGCUCSCGAUCUCGGUUAAACACAAGAACACAACAAUCAAUGUGUUGCGAAAAGGAAUACUCACGUCAGACGAAGACAGUCGAUUUGAGGAGGCAAAUGCGAUUGAGUCACAUCGUGCUGUUUCGAUGAGAUCACUUUUGAAAUGCAGCGAUAUGCCAUUGGAUUCCCUUACUAUCCRAUUCUGAUAAAUAGAAAACUUGCUACCAUUUCCCUUGCGGAAUUUUAACAAAGAAGAUUUUGAUUUUCAAUGUUAAUUACAAAAUACC